This is a messenger RNA of Penicillium cataractarum, 1737 nucleotides long. RefSeq lists its product as uncharacterized. The record is from RefSeq and is a predicted model, not a curated record. The transcript has 3 exons. Lineage: Eukaryota; Fungi; Ascomycota; Eurotiomycetes; Eurotiales; Aspergillaceae. The coding region runs from base 1 to 1737 and encodes 578 amino acids.
AUGACUGCUACUAUGAACGGGACCUUCAACUCGGCCCCUGACACACCUUCCCCCGUCUAUCCCGAUCGUCUGAUUCGGCCUCUCCCUCGACGCACCUUGCGCUCUCGAUUGUCGACUGACGCGGCCGACACCAUCCACUACCCUCCCACGCCGCCAGCUUCGCAGAUCUUUUACGGCGUUGGAGACACGGAAGAGGUGGCCCCUCAUGGGAAAGCGUACGCUCGGCAAAAAGCUUUGGAGAGACACGAACUAACCCCAGAGGCCGACUCACACGGGUUCGAGACAGCCGUGGAGCUGGAAAGUGGAGACGAAGACGGACCUGUAGUUGUGCGGCGAAGUGCAGGAUUUCGAGGAUCGAUGUCUCCGGGUUCAAGUCCUCAACGGCCGGCCUUUGCUGGUCAGGCACAAAGUCAGAGUCAGAAUCAACAUCAAGGGCAAGGUCAGGACGGCUCACAGAAAUCAUCGGGACCGGAUGGGUACGACGCGUUUGAAAACACAAACAAUAAGAAAAAGCGGAAAAUCCCCACCCCGGGGAACAUGGGCGGUCAUCACUCUGCUCUCUCCCCGGAGUUUGCCAGCAUGGGUCUAGCCAACUCGGUUCCGUCCCCUCCCGCGGCCAGUGAUGGCAUGUCAACGGGUACUUAUUAUGGAAACGGUAACCCCGCUUCACCCUUGAGCAGUGGGAUCUCCGGUUCUGGUCGAGGUCGUAUGGGACGAAGCUCAACACGAAGCAACAGCGGGCGAAACCCGUUGUCUGCCAACGCACAGAAUGCGUGGAUGAACACCACUCGAACGCCUAGUCGGCGGGACGGUCUGAUGUCCUCCCCUGGACCAUCCGGUGACUCCGACCAAGGCAUCAUUUCGACUGCCAUCGCUAAUGCGGCUACCUUCUCUUCCCCUCCGCGCGGCCCCAGCAAUGUCAGCCUGCUGGACCAAGAAAACACCACCCCCACCAAGACUCAGUUUACCUUCACCUGCGAGUCCGACUCUUCCAAAGGCAUGGCCAUGCAGCGAAACUCAUACUCUGGUCCAUACCGCUCCCCGACUUCCCCUCUCGCCCCCACAACUCAUAAUCCCCGAGGAUUCUCCACGCAAGGAACGCAGACGAGCCCCAACAUGGUCGCACCGAUGAAUCAGCAGCUCCCACCCGGCACGCAACCGUCGCCUCCACAGGGAGACCAAGCAUCCGUGGGCCGCAAGAAGAAGCGCUCUCCUGGCAGUGUUUACGCGCUGGCCGCGCGACAGCGCAAGAUUCAGCAGCAAUACACCAACAUCCACCAUCCUCCUAGCCUGGAGGACAUUUGGAUCUGCGAGUUUUGCGAGUACGAGAGUAUCUUUGGCCACCCGCCGGAGGCACUCAUCCGUCAAUACGAGAUCAAAGACCGCAAGGAGCGCAAGCGGCUGGCCGAGAAGAAGCGACUUCUCGAAAAGGCCAAGAUGAAGGGCCGCAAGACGAAGAAGGCGACCAAGAACGCGAAGAAUGCCUCCCACCAGGGAUAUCAACAGGGCUAUGAUCGCGCCUCGGUCGACCAUUCUUCUGCCGCCGGGUCUGGCCUCCCGGACGACGAGUACAUAGGCCAUGAAUACGAUGACGACCAGGGGUCCAUCCCAGGCCCCGACCCUGUCUCCCCCACGGAUCUCAAACCUCCCCUGCCGCCGGGAAACAAUCCCCCCAAGGCCUUUGCACCCGGAACCGCCAAGGGCGCUGCAGACGCUGGGGCCAGUCGACCAGCCUGA